AUGCCUCGAUUGUCUUUGUUCGCAAUUUUCCCAGGUGUUUUCCACUCACAUUUAUCAACACUGUCACUUAUAUCUGGUCUACCAUUAGAUGAACAGGCUCCCGAUUCACAAGAUGUAGGGCUUCAUUUUUGGUUGAAUCGUUCUUCUGAUCUGAAUUUUUCGGAUUUCGAUGGAUUUAAUGGGACUGACGUGGCUAAUGUAUCUUAUGACUUGAAGGAAUUGUCUAACUCUGCUGAAAGUUUCAUCUCGUUCAGAGAUCAAGACUCAUCGGACGCUUCGAGACUAUCAAAUUACCAACAUCAUAUUGAAAUAAUAUCUAAUCAAGCUAAGAACAAUGUCAUGUCAGAUAAGUCAGGAGGAAAAAUUAUGUUUGAGGUUGUAACUGCUGCGACAGCAUCCGAAGAAGCUUUUCUUAACCGUUCAUCUGUUUUGUUUGUGGCUGUUUCAUUCAUCCUCCUUAUGGUGAUCAGCUUAGCAUGGCUUGUGUUUUAUUAUGUGCAGCGAUUCAGAUAUCUACACAGCAAAGAACGAGUUUCUAGAAGGCUUGCUGAAUUAGCUAAGAAGGCUGUUGCUCGUAUACCUAUUAAAACACUACAUCCUGGAGAUCGAGAAAUAACUACAGAAUAUGAACAGUGUGCAAUAUGUAUUGAAGCUUUUAGACCACUGGAUAAUAUUCGUAUUCUGCCUUGUCGGCAUUAUUUUCACAAAACAUGUAUCGAUCCUUGGCUGCUAGAGCAACGUAGUUGUCCAAUGUGUAAAUUGGAUAUAUUACAAGCGUAUGGUUUUCGUGCAGAGUUGUUUUGCAGUUAUGCCAAUUUAGACAACCUAAAUAAUAGAGCAACAUCUGCUAGCUCUACAGUUGUAGUAUCUUCAGUUUCUACAACUUCACCUGGUCUAAUGGCAGGCAGUUUAUCCAACACAGGAGUGGAUGAUGAAGCUUCCGCAAUGGAGAGUGUAUCUUUGGUAACUAGUCAAUCACAAGUGAUGGGUGAUAUUUUAACAGCUACAUGUGGACCUCCUUUGACGUAUGUUGUACUGGCUGGUACAAACGGUACUGCUAAUGCUGCUGACUCAAUAAUAAUUCAUGCUCAGUCAUGUUCUAAAACCAAUGAACAAAUGAACCUUACAAAUUCCAUUUCAUCUCAUCUCAUUCAGAGUAAUAAUAUGAAUCUACCUAGUCAUAGUGUAAAGAAUAGUAUCGCCAUUCCAUUAUUGUCAAACUUAUCAUUUCCCCCCAACCAGUUGACGGAUCCAUCUAUGUGGAGUAAAAAUCUCUUACCAGUGUGUGUAGUUACCUCUGUUACUCCAUCUGAAUCAUAUCAAGGAAGGGCGCUUAUGGUUUGUGAAUCUCUUCUUGGAAGUCUGUUAAGUCAAACGUGUUCUGCAGUGACUGCAACCAUUGGUUUACCAAAUGCCAACCCUACUGAACAUUCAUUUACACUAUCCAUGAAUGCUAAGGAGGCGACAACUUCAACUACUCAGUCUCUAAUGGGUCCAUUAUGUUCAACGACACUUGAUUCAGAGAUUUCAUCUGCUCAUCCGAUGAAUUUCAUUUACACUAAUUAUCCUGACCAAUUGAUCAAAUCACAGAUAAAUAAUUUGCCUGCAGAACAUUCAAAGUUAGCAACUUAUCCAAUGAGUAAUUUAAACACAUCAAAUUCAUCACAAUAUCCUAUAAAUCAGCAUAAUUGGCAAAUUAUAAAUCUACACAGAAUAAUACAAAAUUCAGAUAAAUCUCUUAAUAGUAACACGCCUCUUAGAAAUGAUCAUUCAUCGAUGAGUAUAUUUCGUAACUGGUUGUCUAGUCAUUGGCGUAAUACAUUUUCACGUUCACGAUCUAACAAUAAACGUGUUAAUAACCGUCUUUCAUAUCAUACACCUUCUUAUUAUACUGUCACAUCUACACCGUCAACGAGUGAUGCUGUCAACUCAGAGGAUUAUGAUCAAAGUAAAUCGAAUCUAAUUAUAGCUAAACGUCAGUCGACAAGUGCAUUGCCUACAAAAGAAUGCUAUGUAACUGCUGUAGUCGAAGAUGUUCCAUCAGAAACCGGCAAUAGUUCUACGCUGUCUGAAUCUGUAAAUAUACCAACUUCAGAUUAUUGCACUAUGAAUCAAUCAGUCAACACUUUAUCUCUUAAUCUUGGCGUAAAUACAACAGCUGAUAUAGUGUUUUCUCAGUAG
Messenger RNA from Trichobilharzia regenti, 2181 nucleotides. The record is from the annotation of a GenBank genome assembly. Lineage: Eukaryota; Metazoa; Platyhelminthes; Trematoda; Strigeidida; Schistosomatidae.